Molecule: messenger RNA, 8695 nt
Organism: Cinara cedri
Lineage: Eukaryota; Metazoa; Arthropoda; Insecta; Hemiptera; Aphididae
Source: the annotation of a GenBank genome assembly
AACGAAUCCAGUCGAACAGCGCAGUCGUGGAAGACCACGCAAGUUACAUUUUUGCUCCGUCUAUUAGUAUAAUGUCUAUGGAUGAAUCGAUUUCAUAACAACGCGAACUGCAAGAGCUUAAAAAGUAUUAUUUUCUUAUCAAUACAAUAUUAGUAACUAUUUCAGUGUAAUUAUUUGAUUUGUAGAUGACAAAAUAUAAAAGUAUUUUAAAAUUAGUUUGUUUUAAAUACAUUUAAGUUGUAACGCGGAUGAUAAAUAGUUUUGUGACAAUACAUACUGGUCAGUCGUUGUAGUUAUUCGGGCACGAAAGUAUAUUGUGUAAGUUAGUUUGUCAAGCAACAAAUAAUUUUUGACUAUAUUUAUUAUCUACCUAUAUACCUAACAAUGGAAAGUGCAUCGAGACCUAAUGAAAGUCUUGCCGAUAGCCGUUAUUUUUGCCACCAUUGUGAUGCCGAAAUUGGAACCGUAACUGAUGUAAGCUUUUGUACUACUUGUGUUUUCAAAUUAAGUGAUUAAUUUAUAACUAUUAAUACUUAAUAAUUUUAUUCUAGGAUUUUACGUGCCCAACUUGCAACAUGGGAUUUAUUGAAAAAGUUGAACAGACUACUGAUGAACCAGAUGAUGAUGAUAUGGAAUUUGGAAACCCACACUUUACGGUAUGACAAAUUACACUAUUCUGUUUUAAUAAUUUGUUGAUAGCACUUGUUAUAAAUUUUUGAUUUGAUUUUAGUCGGUUUUAAAAUAAUGACUACAGACUAAACUAUGUUAAUUAUUAACAUUAUUAGACAUUUUCGCCAAAAUAUAAUUUAUAUUUCAAUAAUUUUAAUUUGUAUAGCACAUCACACCAACUUCAGUUAAUUAUUCAAAUUAAUAAUAUUUAUUUAUUUAUUUUUAGUAAUUUAUUUUAAAUUAAUUUUAAAGUAGGUUCUGAACUAAUUUUGUAUCAUAUAAUAUUAUACAAUACAUAAUAAAUAUGUAAUCAAACCAUUUAAAAAUGUAUUUAAAUGUUAACUUGACUAAACAUUUUUGAUAAGUAUCUAUAGAAGAACUUGAAAUAUUAAUAAUAAGAUUUAUGUUAUUAAGUACCUAUGAAUACUAAUAAAUGUAGUUAUGUAAUCGUGUUAAAAUUAUUAAAUAUGUCAUUUAGAGGUUGUCACAGUAGAAUUUGAUAUCUAUAUCUUUCUGACAGUCAAUAGAGCAUAAAUGUGUUCACAUAAAACUUAAAGGGUCUUAAAAUAAGUUUUAGAAAUAAGCUAAUAAGCUAUAAAAUGUAUAACUUAAUAUUUCAAAGAUAAAUUCACCUUGAUUAUUGAAAUAUUAAUUAUUUAAACAAUUUGAACUACAACUUUUUGUAGCAUUGAUAAUCUUUUAAAUAUUUAGAUAAUUGUGAAAUGCUAACAAGAAUAUAUUCAAAAUGUCAUCUAUACAUUUUAUAAUAGGUCUUUUUAUCCUAAACGGCAAAUUAUAAAGACCAUUUUGUUUGUUUUAUGUAAACACAUUUUUACUUUAUUGCCUGUUAAAAAAAGAAGACAUGGCAUAUGCCACUGUGAUGAACUUUUAUAGUUAUAGUUUUAAUAUAUUAUGUAUGUAAUUGUAUAAUUUUUUUAUUGAUAAAUCUCCCAAAAAUUUGCAACAAUUAAUCAUUAUCAGGUACUUUAACAAAAUUAUUUUUUUUUAAAUCCUCUAUCCAAUAUCUUAUAAAUUGUAUACAAUUGCAAGUAUAGCAAUUUCUAUUUUUAUUCCAAACUGUAUUCAUGAUUAAAUUAUAAAAGGUAUUUUUUAUUAUUUCUACUGUUUACAAAGUUAUCAUCCUUAUUUCCUUUAUUUGGUAGUCAUAAUAAGAGUUUUUUCAUUAAUAUACUUUUUAUGUUCAUAUUAUGAAAUUGUAUUAUUUUGAAUCAAAUGUUUAGGUGAAUGAUUUAUUAGGAGAGAUUGACGGUGGAAGACGAAGGUCUAAUAUUCGUCGUCGAAGAUUUACAACAAGAGCUCCACAUGUAAUGACACUUCAACCUGGAAGGUAAACUAAAAAACUGUAUUAGGUACAUUUAUAAGAAAAUAAAACUGAAUUUUAUUACAUAGCCAAUGAUAAUAAUUAUUAAAAUGUUUACUAUAUAUUUUUUAGAUAAUAUUCAACACAGAUUUCUCUUAGUAUUUAUAUACAAUGGGUGUGCUUUUACAACUCACUUUGGGGGCCCAAAGUGAGUCUUACAACCAAGUGAACCUUAUAUGGAUAAGGUUACUCUUAGAUAAGUAACCUUUAAGCAAAGUGGAGAAAGGAUAGAAUGUAUUUGAAUAUGUUUGGGCCGUUAGUCCAAGUGAUUUUGAGUCUAAUAAGCGACUGAAUCUUAUAAGCGGCAUUUACUAUAUAUAAUAGUGAAUAGUAUCUGUAUAGUGGAUACUCUUCAUCAUUGAAAUUUUGUAUGCUAUUCAGAAGGGAUAAAUGUUAUACACCUACAUAUAAGACUAUAAAAAAUUAGCUAUAAUUGCAGUUUAGCUAUCAAGCAUUUUUUUCAAAUAUUUUUGAAAUCUAGGUAAAAAAAAGACAUUCUAGGAUAAUGGAGACGGGUGUAGCCACUGUUAUAGGUAAUUUAACAUAUGUCUGUAAGCAACGAUAAACCAUUGCUAACGAAAAACAAUUCUGUAGUUCAAUUGAUAGUGAUGCUUUGUCAAUAAUAUAUAUUUCAUAUUAUGGUAAAAUAAUUAAAUAGGCAUUAUGUAUUUUUUUUAAUACUAUUUGUUUAAUAGUGUAUCGUAUUUCUUUUCAAACCCUGAGUUUUAACCUGUGACUUCUAGUAUGACAAAACAUAUCUUCAUGACCAUUCGACUACAACAAACAUAUAAUCAAGUAGACAAUAUAGAGUUAUUUAACAUUAACAUGAAAUAUCAGCAUAAUAUCUGAACUUUAAAAAGCUAUAAUUUUGAAACUUAGUUAGUCAAUUCUAACUUUACCAUCCUUCUUAAUCAACAAUACACAUAUGUUCAAAAAAAAAAAAAAUUGAAAAAUUUGAUUUGUUCCACAUAAUUUUUUACUCAAACUAUUUUUGUUAAAAUUUAGUAUUAAAAUUCCUUUAUAAAAACAAAUACUACAUUAAACUCAAUCUUUCUUUUCUUUUUUUUACCACAAAAUAAGAUUUAAUGAACCUAAAUGACCACAAAUUAAGACUCUUAAUAAACCUCCUGUUAAAUUUUCAAGCAUUCUUAAAAACUUAACCACAAUACCUACCAAAUAAAAAUUACGUACAAAAUUCCCAAAAUUUAAAUGUCUAUGAUUAACUUAAAAAUGUCUUAAAUUUUUUUGAAAAUUUUACCACAUCUAGAAAAGGCAAAUAUAAGUUCUCUGUCCUAAUUUCAAGUUUCUACAAAUAUUUUAAACUGAAUUACAACAAAUAACAAAAUUUAUAAAAUAAUAAAAGUAUUAAUUUUGUACAUUUUCCAUUUUUCUUAAGUUUUAUCCUGGUUUUUCCCAGAUAUUAUGAAAACUGCUUGGAAAAUCAAAAAAUGAGCUCCCAAAAGUAUCAUCUGGACAAAAUUCCCUUUCAUAAAUGGUGCCGCGCGUAUAUUUCUGAGCAAGAAUUAUGGUCAAAUUUGUUUACACAGGAAAAAAAAAUAAACAUCUUAGUAAAUCCAAAAUGUUUCAAAAAUGAUGGCUUAAAUGCAAAUUAGAGUUGAUCAUUAGUUCUGACGUUUAUUAUUUUUAUGGAUAUUAUGUGUAUUAUAUUAAAUUUUUAGUAUUACAAUUUUCUGGUGUUAUUUAUAUGACAUGGUUUUGCACAACAAAUCUCAUGUUAUUUUUUUUAAUAAAACAGUCGAGUGAGUGCUGAGAGUAAGUUACCAUGCCACCACUCUAGGUGCAUCUAAAAUUCUUUUGAUUUUUCCCUGUUACUUACUCGAUGUCGUUUUGAACAAAAAAUUGAGGGUCUUUGUUUUUAUUAAAACAGUAAUAAACUUGUUAAACAAUUUCAAAUUGUUAUUAUUAUUUGGGGUACUAAUUAAAACAUAGUGGCAAAAGAAUGCAAAAAAAAGGAAUAGAGAUUCGGGUUUGAAUUCUAGAGUUCUAAAAUGGUAAUAGGUACACAUCAUCACUAGGUUGCGACAACCAACCUCAAAAAAUUGACAAUUUUCAUAUGAAUAAUUAUCAGCCUCAAUCUUUGUUUGCACCAUCAUUUUUAAAAUGUUAAUUUACCCAGGUUUAGAAAAAAAAAAACAUAAAAUAUUGCUUGGUAGUUGAACUGCAAUUGUUCCAGAAAUUGAUCAGGUACAUCAGUAAAUAUUUAAUUUGAUAAAAAUUAAGUAGUUUUGUAAAUUUCAUUUUUAUUUCACAUGAUAUCUGCAAUAAGAGAUUUUCCAACUAUGUUUCCAUUAUUUUGACAGAAUCCAAUAGUUAACAUUUUUUUUUUUUUGCGAAGCGAUAAUCUCUUGCAUUCACAUUUAUUUAAUAUAAAACUAGUUACUAACUUACAAAACAGAUGAAACAUGGGUAAUCAAGACAUUGAUAUUUUCGUCAUAAUCGUCGCAAUUUUAUCUUAUUGUUCAAUAACGAGUUCAUUAUCAUUAUUUAUUUUAUUUAUAUCUAGGAUGAGCAUGUUUUGCUGUCGUUCUUUUGUCAAUAUUUUUAAAUUAAGAUUACUUUAGGUGUAUGCUUUUAGGAAGUUUCCUUAGGGAAGGUUUUACUGUUUAUAUAUGAAUGCAUGAGAAUUAAUGUUCAUUGUUUCAGAGGUCCAAGGCGUAGUUCAGGCGGGACAAUUGAAAAUUUAGUUGAAGAUGUCAUAGUAAAUUUUGCUGAUUAUGCACGAUCGGGUGGAAGCCCAGUGUAAGAUAUGUGUUAUCAAUUUUGUAGUAAAUUAUACUUUCAUGUUAAUUAUUUAUUUCAGCAGUAGAUUUUUACUCGGUAACCCUGGUGACUAUGUUUGGGGAAGAGAUGGAUUGGAUUCUAUUGUGUCACAGUUAUUAAAUCAGAUAGAUGGAGCUGGACCUCCUCCGUUAACUAAAGAAAAAAUAGAAGAAAUUCCUACAACACUUAUUUCACAGGAGCAAUUAGGUAAAAAAAAUACAUUUUAUACAUAUAAUUGUUAUUAAUCUAUUAAAAUAAUUACAUACUUAAGUAGUAGGAUUAAAAAGUUCCUAGAAUUCUUAUUUAAUUUUGUGUAUACCUAUAAAAUUUGAAAAUAAAUAAAAUUACUAGAGGUAUCAUUAUUCAGUACUUACUCCAAUGAAUUUGUAACUGUUGGCAACAUCUUUGAUAAUGCUCUUUUGUGUGAAAAGAAAAUAUAACUUGUUCAAUAAAAGGACAUAGAGAGCUAGAAAAAUUAAUCUAAGGGUUAUUGAUGAUAAUAAGAACAUUCUUUUGAAAUGGUCCGGAGAGUAUAUUAUUGGUUAGAAUGUCUUCAAUCAAUAAAAAAAACAUUCACCUUUGAGUCCAAAUUUCAGAUUCUUAAAUAACUAGAAGCAGUUGCGUGGCGCACACUUAUUUUAAGGGAAAUUGCUUCUGAGAUUUUUUAAAUAUAUAGGGAUUUAUAUUUGACUUAAUAAUCAAAUGAUGAUAAAAAUGGCUAUAAAAUGUGCUAAUAAAAUUUGUUUUUUAUGAUUAUUAUUUUCUUUAUGACCAAAUGGCCCUUACUUUUUGAAUAUACCUCCUAAUAAAUAAUAUUAUGUAUUCACUAUCACUAUUCAGUUUUUAUUGAUUAAACUACACCCAUAUGGUUUGAGGGCUAAAGUCACAACAAUUCAUGCAGAAUCCAUUAUUUUUGGUUUGGACAGUUUGAUGUAAACAUUUUACAAUUUUUCGGUUAAAUAUAUAUUAUAUGAAUGGAUUUGGAAAAUAUAUAAGCCUCAAUUUCCAACUUAUUUGUGUCUAUGGUCUUUAAAAAAAAUUCAAGCAGUGGGAUUUAUUUUAAGUUUUGAAUAUGAUUGGUAUCUCACUAAAAUAUUUGUGCUUCUAAAAUGCUUAGUUUGCCACGCCAUUGAUCAGAAAUCAUAUGUGGGAAAAGAUCCAGGGAAUUUCCUUGCCCCCUCACCCUCAAUUUAGUUUUUUUUGAAAAAAAAAAUUCAUCGUUAAAUUACCUAUCAACUAGAUGAAAUUUUAUUUUUAGAAAAAGUGCUACACUUGAAAAUGAGAAUAAGAUUUCUGGUAGAAAUUUUGUUCACAGUAUAAAAACAAAAUAUUAAUAAACAUCAUUCUAAAACCAAAAUAUUCCAAGCAAACUUAGGUUUCUAAAGGUUUCUUAGGUAAUCUAAAGUAUUACAGCGAUAAAGUUAGUAAGUUAUAUAACUUGGUUUCUGUAUUUUUAUUAAAUAUUUAUUUUGCCCCACCUGAAAUCUAUUAGCAUCCAUGGAUCUAUUUAUCUACCACAGUAUGGUACCUAUCCAGCGUUCCAACUAGAGUUGAAUAUUAAUUAUUAUAAUGAACUCAAAUGUUCUCUACCUUACUUCAAUUUUAGGUGUAGACCAUGAUGUCUUCAAUAAAUAUUUAAAUAUAAUUGAUCAUUCCAUUAUGUAUAACCUAAAUGAUGUUAAUAUUGCCAUUAAUGAUUUUUAUAAUGUAAUUAGUGAAGCGGUAAGUUUAUUCAUUUUAAAAAAAAAAGAAAAACCUCUAAACCUUUUUAUUUACCUUUUGAAUUUUAUAAAAGUUAUAUAAUUUAAUUUUAAAGAAAAAUAAGUUUCAUGCGCUACAAAAAUUGUUAAUAUUAUGAAAUAUUUUCUAAAUUAAAAUCUACUUGUAAAUUACUAUCGCAACAUUGUUAUGCUUUUUAUGUAAAUAAAAAAACAAUCUGACUUUACUAACAAUCCUAAAGAAUUUUGAAAAUUUGUUAAAGAUAAAAAACAUUAUAAUUCUUUGCCUAGUAACCUGCAUUUAAAUGGACAAUACUUAGAUGAUUUAGAAAUUAUUACUAACAAUUGUAAAUCAUUGUUUGCUUUAUUUCAACCUACUCAUUAUCUACUCCGAAAAAUUCAUUAACUUCCGUUAUACCCGCAAAGUUAAGUUAGUAAACUUUCAUUGACGUUACUGGUGAUAUAGUCAAUCUGUUUUCCUGCUCUCUAUCGAUUUCUGAAAUAUUUGAAGGACUUACCUCAAUAAAACCUGAUAUAAAGAUUUAUAUAUAGACGUUAGAUGUAUAAGCACUGAGGUAUAAUUUAUAAUAUUUAUAUUUUGUAUUAGUUUUUAACCCUUACACAUACAUUAUUUCAUUGUUUUAAUCUGUCAUACAUUUUCACAUUUAUAAUUUAGUUAUUACUGUUAUUUUAUUAAUUAUCUGUAAUAUUAUUGUACUUAUGCCCAAAAAGCUUUAUCCUUUUUUGUAAUUUCUUUACAAUAAGAUGAUUAUUGUUAUUAUUAUUAUAACUAUUUUAAUUCCUCUAAUUAUUUUAUUUUAUUUAGAUAGUUAAGUCCAAAACAAGUAAAUAGAUGAAUAUAAUUGUAUAAGAAAUAUAAUUAGUAAAUUUACUUGAAAGAAGGGUCCGCAUUGAUGGCACACAUAAGACAAGAAAUUGAAGAGUUAGAAGAAUAAUUAGUAGAUGGCAGAAAGAUAAGGAAAGGUGGGGAAGAGUAGAUAUGACAGAGGAAUCUUAAAAGAAAGUUGUUAUAAUUAAGAAAGUGAAUCAAUUUUACCCAAAAUGAGAUUAGAGAGGAAAAAGAGGUUAAAAAAAAUUAUAUAGUUCAUAAAUGAUAUGGUUAGUUAUUUAAAAAUAAAUUCCAGAAACUUUUCUCUAUGAAAUAGAUUUUAUUUAUCCUGUAGUGUAUUACUCAGAAUUUUAAACAUAUUUUUUUAAAUUUAUUAUUUAGAUUUAAAACUGCAAUGUUCUGUUUGUUGGGAAGAUUUUAAAAUUGAUGAAAAAGUUAUGAAGUUAGUCUGUGAUCAUAUGUUUCAUAAAGAAUGCAUUGUACCUUGGCUAGAAUUGGUAAGUAUUUUAUUAAAUUUAGUUAGCUAUUAUAUGGUUAGUUUACUUAUAUUUAUUUUAUAAUUAUAAUUUGUGUCUAAAUGUAAUUUUUUUUAGCAUGGUACAUGCCCAAUUUGCCGUAAAUAUUUAGCUGAUGAGGGACUAAAUUCAAUGAAUACGGAUCCACUAGGUAUCAGCUUGGGCGUUGGACCAAAUUUAGCGGCAUUAAUAAGGUUUGUUUAAUAUUUUAUAUUAAAAAAAAAUAAUAUUAAUUAUUAAUUUAAUUAAUUUAACUCUAAUCUAUUAAAAUUUGUAUUAUUUUGUUUUGAUUGCUUAAUAUCAACUUGUUAAAAAAUAAUAUUUAUUUUCGCAUAUUAUUACAGGGCACGUGGGCAGCGUAAUAAUGAUUCGAUAUGGGGAAUAAAUGAGUAUGAUUUAGCUUCUACUUCAUCUGACUGGCCUGCACAAAUUGGUAUUAGUUUACCUCAUCCAAUUACAUCUUCAUCAUCAUCUACUCAGACUUCAACAGGACCGGGUAUGUCCACUUAUUCAUCUGUAGCAGCUAGAAACUUACGUGACCAACGAUUGUCAUCAUCAUCUGCUAAUGUCGAACCUAUGGAAACAGAUCACGAUCAAAAUCUUCCUGCCGUGAACAAUACAAAUAAUUCCUAGUCUUUUGUAGUAUACGCUACAUGAUAUGAACGCUGUAUUUAAUGCGAGUGUACUGUUUAGUAUAUAAACAUAAAAUACAUAUAUUAAAACACAUAACCAUCAAUUUUUUGUUUAACUAUUAUUGAAUGUUAAAUAAUUACAAUAAUCA